This is a messenger RNA of Closterium sp. Yama58-4, 954 nucleotides long. The record is from the annotation of a GenBank genome assembly. NCBI's taxonomy places the organism in Eukaryota, Viridiplantae, Streptophyta, Zygnematophyceae, Desmidiales, Closteriaceae.
AUGAUCUUGUGGCGGGCUUUGAGAUUGGAGAAUGCUGACGUGGCACUGGAGCCACCAGUGCUGAUAUGGCCCGCAACAACCACCACUAGCCAGCAACCACAAGUCAUCAAUUUAAACCAAACUAAACCAAGCCAAAAUAAAAUUCUUGCUAUCCACGCUCAUCUAAGAACGUCCAACGGUUUCAUCCUUCUUAGGAAUCAAGGGACGCAGUCGGCGUCGGAGGACGUGUCGUUUUCGUGGAGCGGGCCGGGGUCGGAGGUGCUUCUAACGGGCGACUUCCUCAACUGGGAGGUCAAGAUCCCGCUCGUCAAGCUGCCCAACGGCACCUUCUCCGCGCGCCAGAAGCUGCCGCCCGGGCGGUACGCGUACAAGUUCAUAGUGGAUGGCGUGUGGCAGCACUCGCCCGCUGAUGCCACCAUCUCCGACGGCGCUGGGGGCUUCAAUAACACGCUCGUCAUUGAAGAUCCCAACAAGAACAAGCCCGAGCCUGCGCCAGAAGCACCCGCCGCCCCUGCCGCUGCCCCAGCUGCUGCUGCCCCGGCGCCCAAGGCAGAGGGGGCGCCAGCGGGGAAGAAGGUGGUGGGGAAGGCAGUGGGGAAGGCGGUGGGCAAGAAGGUGGUGGCGAAGGCCAUCGGGCUGGCGAUGAGUGAAGACGUGAUUCCCGCGCUGCUGGCCGCGCUGGGCAAGGAGGAGGGCGUGCGGAACGUGGAGAUCAACUUCACCGACAAUGUGCUGUGUGGCAGCUUCAUCAAGAACGAAAUCCCCAUCAACUUCUGGGCCUACUUCCCUGACGGCGCACUUGAUGGCGCGCGUGGCUUCUCCCUCACCUCGUACGGCAAUCCCCCCAGCACAGUGGAGCCCUUCAUCAUUGACGAGCGCAAAGUCACGCCUGAGCUGCUCGUCUUCUGGAUCACCAAGCGGCUCUUUGCCCAGAAGCUGCUCGCACUCAACUAG